This is a messenger RNA of Fusarium sp. VM40, 816 nucleotides long. The record is from the annotation of a GenBank genome assembly. Lineage: Eukaryota; Fungi; Ascomycota; Sordariomycetes; Hypocreales; Nectriaceae.
AUGCCUUCUUACUUGGUUACCGGAACAUCCCGAGGACUCGGCUUUGAGUUUGUUCGCCAGCUUUCUGCUGACUCAAACAAUACCGUCAUUGGUUUUGUUCGCAAUAAGAAAGCGACCGAGGACAAGAUUCAAAAGGAACUGCCUGGCAGAACCAACAUUCAUACCAUCCAGGGAGAGAUCCAGAAGUAUGAAGAUGUCAAGAACUUGAUUGAGGAGACAGCCAAGAUCACGGGUGGUAGUCUCGACUAUAUUAUCGCAAAUGCCGCAGUGCAAUCUGAGUGGUCGGCCCACAACCCCUUUGGCGUACUAGGAAAGGAGCCUCAGAGGUUGGAAGAGGACAUGAUCGAAUCGUACAUGAUCAACACAGUUGGAAACGUCCAUCUUUUCAACUUGGCCCUUCCACUCAUCCUCAAAGGCGAAGCUAAAAAGAUCAUUGCCAUCUCGAGUGGCAUGGCGGACGCUGACCUUAUCACCCGAUUUUCCAUCAUCGACGGGCCAGGUUACUCGAUGAGCAAGGGUGCUCUGAACAUUGCUAUUGCCAAGUUCGAUGCAGAGUACAGGAAGCAGGGGGUGUUGUUCAUGGCUAUUUCACCGGGUCUUGUUGCUACCCAGGAUACGUCCAACGCCACCGAAGAGCAAAUUGAAGGAUACCGUCAGAUGGUUGCUGCUUUCCAGGUCUAUGCGCCUCACUUUACAGGUCCUAUUUCCCCUGAGGAAUCUGCUACGGCGGUACUGUCUGUUAUCAACAAGGCUAGUAUCGAAGCUGGGAGUGGUGGUUCGUUUGUGUCUCACUUUGGAAACAAGCAGUGGCUGUGA